AUGGACCAUCCAUACGACUGUGGCAUCCCUUCUGGCAACCUUCAGGACGGCUGGAUUGUUCCUGCAGACCAAGUGCCGGGGAAUCGGGAGGUUGGCCCUCGAGAUCACCACAUCGCCUACCUUCUCCGCAAAAGUGUCCAGACUCCGGGGCUGCUCCGUCACCAACAUGGGGCCGGUGGGUUGGCCACAAACUUCCCGCCAUUGACAGUCCACACGGACCAGCCGGUCAAUUCUGGUGUCUCCACGUCUUUGCGCGACAGAGAACAAUUCUAG
Messenger RNA from Penicillium lagena, 273 nucleotides. RefSeq lists its product as uncharacterized. The record is from RefSeq and is a predicted model, not a curated record. Lineage: Eukaryota; Fungi; Ascomycota; Eurotiomycetes; Eurotiales; Aspergillaceae. The coding region runs from base 1 to 273 and encodes 90 amino acids. The transcript has a single exon.